AUUUUUAAUGCUUUCCACCUUGUCUCUCAGGCUACUGCUCAUCAUUUUCUUGCCCGCUAACAUCCAACAUCAUAUGGUUCAUACAGAAUCAUGUUACCCUCCUAUGCUUAGAGCCAUGUAGCACCCUUCCUACUACUAGUACUAGCUCUCAGGAGGUUAACUUCGCAUUUUUUACUAUAUAUGCAUGUUAAAUUAAUACAAUCAAUCUCAUUUUAUGCACUGUUCAUUCAUGAAGUGAACCAACUACAAAAAAUGAUAUAAUACUCGAGCUCGCCGAGCGUUGACUCCACGCUGAAAAGUUGAUAGUAAGUCACAUGAGGUCAUGUGACGUGUCGGAGGGGGGAUGAGCAAGGUGAGCUGCAUCCCAGAGUUGCUCUUGGAGUUCCAUGACGUCGAUGGUGGAUGUUUACAGCUCUGGAAUACAGAGAUUACUUCUUCACAGGCUGAUUUCGACGUUCUCACGCAGCUGCAACGUGGCGCCAAUCUAAAUCAAGAUAUCCAAGUUAUCACGCUACUAUCUAUCUCAGAAAACAAACGCUAUCACCCGCCAUCAGCGUCCUCGACAAUUUCUAAAGAGAUCGAACAGAAGACUGGGAACCAGGUAGCCGAUUAUCGCAAAUGGCUUCAUAAGCGCGACAACCCUGUCUUUGGCGAAGUGACGGGGUGGAUGAUAAUCCUACCCAUUUUGCAAGCGCGUCCUGAAAUGGACGAAGUUGGCCUUGGAGCGGUGCAAAAUAUAAUCGCUCGCGCACUACUGAAGGUCAGAGACCGCACGCUGCAACAUCUAGACACAGUGUUGAAGGAAGAGGACGAAGAAGAGGACGAGAACGAUGAGGACGACGAGCGUGAGGACGCCUGUGCCAUGGAAGAGGACGAGUCCAACGUCGCUCAAGAAUCCAACGACAGUGUUGACCCUUUCGAGGCCACCCAUGCGUGGACGCCUCCUGAAUUACCCAUCAAUUGGAAAACCAUACUUUUCCACCUAAAGAAUGCUGCAAGGCAAACUGGCUACACGCGUUACGCCACAUGGCACGAGGCCUUGAUUCUGAAGCGCAAGGCGGGACCAAUACCGGAGAAUCUGCCAAGCGGAGAAAGACAUCCAGGCCUGGUCCAGCCUCCGUAA
Suillus plorans is the source of this 1123-nucleotide messenger RNA. RefSeq lists its product as uncharacterized. Lineage: Eukaryota; Fungi; Basidiomycota; Agaricomycetes; Boletales; Suillaceae. The transcript is spliced from 3 exons. The coding region runs from base 344 to 1123 and encodes 259 amino acids. The record is from RefSeq and is a predicted model, not a curated record.